Papaver somniferum (opium poppy) is the source of this 1365-nucleotide messenger RNA. Its product is annotated as F-box protein At3g07870-like. NCBI's taxonomy places the organism in Eukaryota, Viridiplantae, Streptophyta, Magnoliopsida, Ranunculales, Papaveraceae. The record is from RefSeq and is a predicted model, not a curated record. Gene Ontology annotation, molecular function: protein binding. Bases 1 to 1365 code for a protein of 454 amino acids. The transcript has a single exon.
AUGAAGAGCAGUGAAGAAGUAGGAAGAAGAAGAAAAAGAAGCGGGGGACUUGAGAGAAAAGGAGAUCUCGAUGUAGCAGAUGGUGAGUCAAACUCCAUUACGAAGGUUCUCCCAGAUGAAGUCAUUGUUGACAUAUUUUCUCGAUUACCUGUUCGUUCAGCAUCGAAUUGCAAGCUGGUAUGCAGAAAUUGGUGCGAAGUUAUUCGAAGCCCUUUAUUCAGAGAGACUCACCUUCAUCGAGCUUUACUAAGGAAACACGAUAAUACGGUGAGUUUCUUGUUCUUAACUUUAGAUAAUGAUAGUCGACUUUAUCAUGGAUCGCAUUACGAAGAUAGAGAACCCUAUAUGGAAUUUAGAAGGAUUAAUCAUCCACCAAUUAAGAAGAAAUAUGGUAAAACUGCAGUGGUAGGGUCUUGCAAUGGUUUAGUUUGUUUGUCCAAGUACUAUCCACCUAAUAUUAGUGAUCCAGUAUACAUAUGUAAUCCCUACCUUGGAGAACAGAUUACUCUUAGAAAAUUCUCAGUAAUGGUGACAAACAAGAACAAUGUUGUGGUUAAGAAAACGUCUUAUUUGGAUGGUGAAAUUGUGAGUGGGUUUGGGUACAAUUCUAUCAGUGAUGAAUAUAAAGUUGUGAGGAUUUACUGUGCUGCUGGUGGACUGAAUGGUCAAAUUCAGGUAUACACUCUUGGUAGUGGAAGUGGGUGGAGAGACAAAGAAGAGAUUCCUUACUCAUUGAAGCGUGAUGAAAUUAUUACUUUAACUCAUUUCCUCACUGACUCACAUACUGACUAUUGGGAGAUAUAUAACCCAUCUCGUGGUGUCCUUGCGAACAGUGCUCUUCAUUGGUUUGAUCAAGAAUGGGAAAUUGUAGCCUUUGAUUUGGCAGAAGAGCAGUUCAGUUUGCUCCCGUCACCAAAUUGUGAUGGCGUGAGAAACUUUCUUCCACUGCAAGUGUUGGAAGGGCGGUUGUGUGUUGCCAGCAGAAGCCAGGAUGGUAAUCGUCUUGAAAUAUUGUCAUUUUACAAGGCAAGUAGUGAGUGGGAAAAUAUGUUCAGCAUAUCAUGUCGGUCAGAUGACUUUAAGGAUGUUUACUGGCCAAUUUCUCUGACAUUGAGCGGAAAACUUAUAUUGCGGCCAAAUUACGAGACUCUCAUUUGUUAUGAUCCCCAAACUGGAGAGUUUAAAGAACAAAUGGUUCGUAACACAGAUACUCAUGUUGGGCCAUCCUUUUGUGACUAUCCCAAGGUUGAAGCAAUACCUCACAUGAAUAGCUUUGUUUCUUUGAAAGCUCUAGGAGAGAAAUCUAAGACGAUAACAAGUGAUGCAACUAGUAGCAGAAGCAAAAGGAGCAGAUCACUACUGUAG